AUCCCAAGUUCCACUCGACAAAGAGAAACACAUCCAACAAACAAUCACUCCUCCUCUCCUCCCCUCCACCCUCCUCCAAAAUGGGCUUCAGUGAUCCCAAAGCUGUCGAGGACAGCACCCACCACAAUGAAUCCCCGCUUUCCGACUCGCAACGGAAUAGCACAGAUCGCAAACCCGUCAGCCAGCCCGCAGAAUCACGACCUGUGCCCUUGAUCGCCUGGGUCCUGGGCGGUGUUGCCUCGAUUGGCGGUUUCAUCUUCGGCUACGAAUCUGGUCAGAUCUCUGGUAUCAUGGCCAUGGACGACUUCAAGGACCGCUUCGCCGACAAUGGUUCCUUCUCCCCGGCUCGUUCCGGCACGAUUGUCGGCCUGCUGUGCAUUGGUACCCUCAUUGGUUCGCUUCUGGCUGCCUCCGUCUCCGACAAGUUUGGCCGCAAGUACGCCAUCUCGUUCUGGGCUUUCUCUUACAUUCUCGGCACUAUUAUCGAGAUCACCUCCGAGCAUGUGUGGGUUCAGUUCGCUAUCGGCAGAUUGGUCGGCGGUUUUGGCAUUGGUGCCCUGUCUGCCACCGUCCCCAUGUACCUUUCCGAAUCCGUCGCCAAGGGCAUUCGCGGCGCUGCUGUCGCCUCGUACCAGCUUUUCAUUACCCUGGGUAUCUGGACUGCCUACAUGGUUACGUUCGGUACUGAGGGAGCCUACCCCAACAGUGCUCAAUGGCGUAUUCCCAACGGUCUCUCUGCCUUGUGGGCCAUCAUCCUUGGUCUCUCCAUCUUGGCGAUGCCCGAGUCUCCCCGCUGGUUGUACAGCCGUGGUCGCGUCGAUGAAGCCCGCAGCGUCAUGGCCCGCAUGAACAACUGUGAUCCUCACUGCGAUGAGAUCAACGCCGACAUUGCCGACAUUGAGCAGAAGCAACAGGAGGAUCUCGCUGCCGGUACUCCUCACUGGUAUGAAGUGUUCACUGGCCCUCGUAUGCUUUACCGUACCAUUCUCGGCAUGGUUCUCCAGGCUGGCCAGCAGCUCACUGGUGCCAACUACUUCUUCUACUACGGUACUACCAUCUUUGAGAAGACUGGCAUGGACAACUCCUUCGUCACUUCCAUCAUCCUUGGUUCCGUCAACGUUGCUGCCACCAUCUUCUCCCUCUGGCUCAUCAACAAGGCCGGUCGUCGUAUCUGUCUCAUGGUCGGCGCUGCAUGGAUCUCCGCAUGCCUGUUCAUCUAUGCCUUCAUUGGUCACUACAAGCUCGACAACGCUGAUGGCUCGGUGAACCACCAGGCUGGCCAGGUCAUGAUCGUGUUCUCCUGCUUGGCUAUCGUUGCCUUCGCCAUUACCUGGGGUCCUCUUGCCUGGGCUGUGGUCGGUGAGCUGUACCCCUCCCGCUACAGGGCUACCGCUAUUGGUCUGGCUACCGCUUCCAACUGGCUCUUCAACUUCCUCAUCUCCUUCUUCUCGACCUUCAUCACCGACAAGAUCGACUACUUCUUUGGUCUCGUCUUUGCAGUCAGCUGUUUCUUGCUGUUCUUCAUCGUCUACUUCUUCAUGAUCGAGCCCAAGGAUCGGUCGCUCGAGGAGAUCGAUACCAUGUACGUCACGCAUGUCAACCCCAUCACGUCCGCGAAGUGGGAUGCCAGGCAAGCCGGCCUUGAUGUGCAGGAGAAGAACGCGGCUUAGUGGAGUCAAGAAGAAGUAUUGUUAGCCCCAUUUCAUAUCUAUUUAAAUCCCCAUCUCAAGUCGCAUUGUUUCCGUUAGAUGGCCUACUCUCCUUUUCACGACAUACCC
Aplosporella prunicola CBS 121167 is the source of this 1778-nucleotide messenger RNA. RefSeq lists its product as uncharacterized. Lineage: Eukaryota; Fungi; Ascomycota; Dothideomycetes; Botryosphaeriales; Aplosporellaceae. The transcript has 3 exons. Gene Ontology annotation, molecular function: carbohydrate:proton symporter activity. The record is from RefSeq and is a predicted model, not a curated record. Gene Ontology annotation, biological process: carbohydrate transport; transmembrane transport. Gene Ontology annotation, cellular component: plasma membrane. The coding region runs from base 81 to 1670 and encodes 529 amino acids.